This is a messenger RNA of Dunckerocampus dactyliophorus (ringed pipefish), 5725 nucleotides long. RefSeq names its product excitatory amino acid transporter 2-like. The transcript is spliced from 11 exons. Gene Ontology annotation, molecular function: glutamate:sodium symporter activity; L-glutamate transmembrane transporter activity; neutral L-amino acid transmembrane transporter activity. Gene Ontology annotation, biological process: L-glutamate transmembrane transport. The record is from RefSeq and is a predicted model, not a curated record. Gene Ontology annotation, cellular component: plasma membrane. Bases 285 to 1901 code for a protein of 538 amino acids. NCBI's taxonomy places the organism in Eukaryota, Metazoa, Chordata, Actinopteri, Syngnathiformes, Syngnathidae.
CCAUGAUAGCCAGUUUACCUUUACGCACAUCUCUGCAGCUGCAUAUGCAAGCGUCUGAGAAUCUGGAUAUAUUUUGCGUGCUGAACAGUCUUGAUCGACAUCUUUUUAAAGGUUGAAUAACCCCUUCAGAAGGGGUGAAAUAUUUUGUUUUUGUUUUUGAGGCCUCUGAUGGGAUCUACCAUGACUUUGUUACUUUUCCCCUGAUGGACGGCAUUGCGGUCGCUCUUAAAUACACAAAUACAAUUUAGAUUCUUAAAAGCUCACCAAUCAACAGUGCCAACAAGAUGCAGAAGCACGUGGAGGUCAGGAUAGAUGAGGGCCACAUGGAGCCUACAGUGGACACGACUGAGAGCGCCUGCAGCCAACUAUGUGAUAAAGUCAUGAAGAACAUGGUUCUAACUCUCACAAUUCUUGGUGUGUUUCUUGGUUCCAUUGCUGGAAUGCUGCUGCGGCACAUAUCGCCUCUCCCCCCUGAUGUUAUUUUGAUCAUAAGCUUCCCAGGGGAGAUCCUAAUGAGGAUGCUAAAGAUGCUUAUUUUGCCUCUUGUUGUUUCAAGUCUGGUCACAGGACUAGCUGGCUUGGAUGCAAAAUCUAGCGGUCGUUUAGGCACCAGAGCUAUGGUGUACUACAUGUCCACAACAGUGAUUGCAGCUGUCUUGGGGGUGAUCUUAGUGCUGCUCAUCCAUCCUGGGGACCCCAAGCUGAGAGCUAAUCUCGGACAGGGAAAGAAGAAUGAUGAUGUUUCGAGUGUGGAUGCUUUCUUUGAUCUCAUCCGGAAUCUGUUCCCGGAAAACUUAGUGCAAGCCUGCUUCCAACAGAUACAAACGGUGUCCACCAAAGUACCCGUGCCCACUAACAGAACCAAAGCACCCCCUCAGUUCACAAUCAAGAGGUCCCUUCAGUUCAAGAGUGGGAUGAAUGUCCUUGGUUUAAUUGGAUUCUUUGUUGCGUUUGGAGUCAUCAUGGGGAAAAUGGGGGAAAAAGCCAAGCUGAUGUUGGAGUUCUUCAAUGUCCUGAAUGAGAUCAUCAUGAAGAUUGUUAGUGCAAUUAUGUGGUACUCGCCUAUUGGUAUCGCAUGCCUAAUCUGCGGGAAGAUCAUUUCCAUUGCUGACCUUGAGGUGGUUGCCCGACAGCUGGGAAUGUACAUGGUCACUGUGAUAGUGGGCCUCAUCAUCCAUGGAGGCAUCUUUCUUCCACUGAUAUAUUUUGUCAUAGUCAGACAAAAUCCUUUCAAGUUCUUCAUGGGGAUGUUUCAGGCCUGGGUCACAGCACUUGGAACAGCAUCCAGUGCCGGAACCUUGCCUGUCACCUUCCGAUGUUUAGAGGAGAACCUAAAAAUUGAUAAGAGAGUGACCCGUUUUGUCCUCCCUGUGGGAGCCACUAUCAACAUGGACGGCACAGCACUUUAUGAGGCCGUGGCUGCCAUUUUCAUCGCUCAGAUGAAUGGAAUUGUUCUCGACUGGGGCCAGAUUGUCACAGUCAGUAUGACGGCAACCCUAGCCAGUGUUGGAGCAGCCAGUAUUCCCAGUGCUGGACUGGUAACCAUGCUGCUAAUCCUUACAGCAGUCGGCUUGCCCACUCAGGAUAUCAGCCUCCUCGUGGCUGUUGACUGGCUCCUGGAUCGCUUCCGUACUUCAGUCAAUGUGGUUGGCGACUCGUACGGAGCGGGUAUUGUGUACCAUCUUUCCAAAGAUGAGCUUGACUCUUUCGACGCCCAACAGUCCAGGCUGGAUGACUUUGAAAUGGCUAAAACAAAAUCCUUCUUUGAAAAUAGCACCAACCAGAAUGUGUACGCUCACCACAACUCAAUCUUGAUAGACGACUGCAAGGUCACCAUGGGCAAAAAUGGCAAGACUACAGAGUUCUCUCUUGUUGAAGAGGAACCAUGGAAAUGCGAGUAAAGCAGACCCAGACGCUGCUGCGCCUUACCCCGAGUUCAACAAGUCUUUUUGAUGACAAAACUAUAGAAAAGACACUCAAACAACAGUUACCCCAGUGACUGCACAAGUACAAGACAAGCAUCCUUUCUUUUCCAGUUACCAGUCUGAAUAGCUUCACUUCACCACACAUAGAUUGUGUAUUUGCAUGGAAAUCCAAUGAACUGGUGCAUCUUAGGCACUGACAAAAUGAACAUUUGGUUGAGAAGACUCAGGGCCUUACUUGGUGCUGCUACAAGCUUCCUGUUUUGUCAGCUGCAGAAUUCCUCAACCUUUUGUAAAAUCUCAUUACACUUUUGUAUUCAAGCUUUUCUUUGUGUUGCGUAGAUAGCGGCGACAAUCUUUUAUGGACAAUGGCCGUGCCAGUUUAUUACCAAGACUAAUAUAAUGUAUGAAUAAUAUGAAAGUUGAGCAUUGAGAUGAUGCAAAAUUGUUAUAUUUUAGAAUUUUUAUUAGAUUUAUAAGUGUUGACUGUAUCUCCACAAUGCAAACAUGCUCUGUGAAAACAGAAAGUAAACAGACGUUAGCUGCAUGGUAUUAGGAUGCAAAAUCAAGAUUGCAUUACCUUUCACUUUUCGACUAAUGGGAUAAGGUCUCACAUACAGUCAAGCUUAAGCGGAAAGCUUAUGUCUUAGACCACAAGAGGAAAAGGUGUGGCCUAUAACUAUGGCAACAACCAGCAUAAGAUGUCUUGUAUUAAUAGCAAGUACAUGGGGGUGCCCUCCACGUUUUUUUUUUUAAUAUGUUUGUUAUAAUUGAAUUGGAAGUAGUUACAAAUGUAUGUCUGGGAUGUAUGUGUUCAUAUAUGCUGUUUCUGAGAGCAAGAGGGGACGAUCAAUGAGGCAAACAAGUUGGGUUCAGCAGGUGAGAUUCAAAAGGUGGAAAUGACUCUCACACUCUCCAGGGCAGUGCAUUGAUGUUGUUUUUUUCAAAACUGGUGUUUUCUUUGUUAUCUAUCUAACUUGCCUUGAAGAAGUCAACUGCAUAGUGCAGUCAGUGUGGUGAAAUUUAAUGUGAAAAGUUCAUUCACCAGAGGAAAUGGUUUGUACCCAGUUUUAAGGCUGUAUGAGGACGGCUGGGCCCCUCUCAUCAGCUAGACUUUGAUUUAGACCAAUUGGAUUUUGAUUAAGUUACGACAGUGGUACCUCGGUUUUUGUGAAUAAUCCAAAGGUUUUGUCCAAAAUCGAAUCGUACUAAAACCAAACCAAUUGUUCCAUGUCCAAUUAAUCUGUUCCAGAUACCCAAAUAUAUUACCACAAAACACAUUUUAAAGAAUAUAGCUACAGUUUGCAUGCAGAAAAAUUAAGGCAGAGAAGGAGGAUAUGAAUGAAGAUCCACACGUUGACCACCUUUGUGUUUUACUACAACUUAUUUCCUGAAUUCUAUAGUGUUUCUCAUUUUCCUUAUCAAAGUGCUGGCACUUGCAACUUUCUUUGGUCCAAUGGUGGAUUAUUUUGCAGCCGUACGCAAUAAAAAAAGCAGAUACUUGUGAUUGUGCGGAGACCGUGUUAGUUAGCAAAGAGCGACAGAGAUAACCGGUGAUGACAUCAUAGAGGGGUCGGAGUUGAGAACAGGCUAACAGGCACAUUUUGUAAUAAAGACACAAUACGAACCCAGUUGAAUUGACGCAGUGUAUUCAUAACGCAACAAGACUGAGUCAUCGACACAUUGGACUCUUUUUUUGGGCAGAAUGAUACGUGGACAAACUGACUAGUUUGUUAGGUGCAUGAUAACCGGGCAAUCAUUUUUGUCACAAACUGAGUCCAAUGAAAACCACGCAUAUGAAAACGGAGGUACCACUGCACAUAGCUCCAUUGGGUUUAUUCAUGUUUGUUUUCGAGGUGUACAGUCUCAGCUUUAAUUUUGAAGCUGGACAACAAGAUGGUUGGAUGUUAACUGUAUGUAGCUGUACAAUUUUGCUGAUUAUUAUUCAGUGUAGCAUCUCUUCGAUUUCACUUAUUUAUUUUGGUCUAAAAAAAAAGUAACAGCUAAUACUAUAUUCAUUUUAAAGUGCCUCCUUGCACUUUGCGUAUAUACAGUAGAUCUAUAUACUCUUUUCAGAUAAAUAAACAUGUAUAGAGAUGAUAUUUCUUGUCAUUGGUCUAAAUUGUGUUCGCAAUGCUCGGUAUAAUGAAUUACCAAUGUUAGAACUACAUUUCUUAUCCCCUCUUUGAGCCUCUGGUUUUCUCGUUUGUGAACUCAACGUUUAUCUAUAUGACACGUUCGUCGAACCUGCAGAAAUCUUUACAAGGAUCUUCCAUUCUAUGUGUAUUUUGAAUUUGUUAGUCAUAAGUGAAAUUGAAAUUGUUGUAAAAUUGUUACAUCAUUGUUAUAGUGAUGACAAAAUUAAUGGGGUAACGUUAGGUCCUUUCUUGAGUGAUUUAAUCCUGGACACACAAACCUGAAAUGAAUAUCAUGCUUUUAUGGAGUGGCUCUGAUAUUAACCGUAACUGCAUCCUGUAAAAUGAUUUGCAGUGGAAGUCACUGUUACUGAUGUGCUGUUUGCAAAAGAUGCACACAAUUUUGCGCUACACAGAUAAUAUCGACAAAGGAACUUUGGAAAUUCAAUAACAAUCGUUACCUUACUUAUCCGGCAUUGUCACGCCUGUUAAUUAACGCCGGAAGCGCCUUGAAUGCCUUCUGUUAUGUGUGUAACACACAACAGCUGCAGAGCAAGAAUAGGCUAUAGUCAUGGGGCUAAAUUACCAAAAUAAAACGUUAUGAAAUGAAUUAUGUACAAAUAUCUAAAAAUCAUGUUGUGUCCAGUCAUCACGAUCAUUAUCACUGACAUGAAUGUUUUGUGAGUGCAAGGUUUUAUCUGCCACUAUUUUUCAUAAACUUAACACUGUACAGUUAUCUUUUUACAUGUUUUUUUAUGACGUGACAGUGCCCGAACACUGCAAAAAAACAUUCUGAUUUGAUCCCUUGUCAAGUUUUUAGUCAGCAAGGUCAGAAGAACGUGUCAUAUAAAACUACUUUCACUUCUUAUUUCAGAGAAACUACUGUGCUCCAAAUAGACUCACGUAUUUCUCCCUAAUUAUGGAGAGAAUGGUGUUAUUGUUUCAUGGGUUGUUGUUUUUUUUUAAGGCUCAUGAGCACCACAAAGCAGUUUUGUGUGAUUGACAAUAUCGGUGGCAGCUAACAGAGUUUGCAUGUAGUAAGACCUCAGUGUAAGGUGUCCAGUUUAGCCUGUUUUCACCAAGCAGCGCAGAUCGGUUGACUUUGAGUAUGAAUGGGGACGAAAUGGGAAGAACAUUCUGUAACAUCUGACCCAGACACAUUUCAGUGAAAAUGCAAGUUUCACUGUUGCAAAACCACACUGCGGCAUGCUGAAUUGAACUUUAUUGCAUUGUUGGAAAUUACCGGGGAAGAUUUGUCCUGAUUAGUUAACUGACUACCCAAACUCAUAGCAGAACACACCAUCUCUGAAAUUAAGGCAUCAUUUAUUUCCUUUUUUUAUAUAAUGAUAAAGAAGUGUUCUCAGUCAACUGAGGUAAUGUAGUAACUAUUUUUCAUGAACAUGUUAAAUCUUUAGAGAAUUCAACACAUACUUUGUAUUUUCUCUAUUCUGUAUUCAGUAUUCAUUUAAUGUUGAACAUUCUUUGUAAUAUAUCUUGACCGAGACUGUCCGAUGACACAAGGCACUGAAAGCAGACAUGGACAGCAAACAACUGCAGGCCUGAGCAGUCGUUGUCAGGCAAAAAUAAACCAAAAUCAUGUAAAUGUUUUAAUACAUGUGUGUAAAUAUCAAAGGAUACAAAUAAAUUAUUACUGAUGAGCUUGUUGCU